AUGUGUCUCGCAGCCGGCGACACUGGCCCAUUCUCGCACGCGCUGGCCUCGCUCGCCGACAGUCAGUACACGAGCAGCGACGCCUUCCUCCAUGCGUGUGGGCUCCUUCGGAAACUGCUGCUGAAUGCCGCCGACCCGGCGAAACGGACCCUGCGCCGCGCAAACCCGCGCGUUGCCGCGGAGCUAUUGAGUGUUGCUGGUGUUGAGGCGGCGCUGAUCCAGCUCGGAUUCCGAGACCAUGGCGAUGAGCUGACCAUCACGGACGAGGCCGCUGCAGAUGUCCACAGUGCGGUUGCUACAGUCGAUUGCGCGGCAGGUAGCGUGCGUCGCCGGGCGCUGGUGUUGGCCUUGAGGCCGAGCGACCCUCUUGGCUGGAGCGCUGAGCUCCACGAUCCCGCCAUCCUGAUCUUCAAUCCCAAGUUCAAGGGAGCCGUCUUCGACUGCACACCACGGAACGGCGCGCCUUCGGGCGUGAUCGCCUUCCACAACUCGCCGUUUAGCAACUUUUGGCCCUGCGGCGCCGGUGUGACUGUGAGCCAUCGUGGCAUGAGGCUGCGAUUCGCCACGUCAGAGGCGCUGCUCAUGGCCUUCAAGCAGCAUUUGCUCGCUCCGAGCGGUGGCGUGCCGCCACACGAAUCGCUGGCGGACGCCCUUCGCACGCAAGCUACGAUCCGUACUGCGGCCGAGUCGAAGGAGGUGGCCGCAAGAGCAACGAGGCGGGUGGCCGACUACACGUGGUGGGGCCACCACGGGGUGCACGUACUGGUGGGGUCGGUCGUCUGCCUGCUCAAGUUCUCGCAGGACGAGGGCCUGCGCCGCCUCCUGCUCAGCACGCAAGGCGUCCUGCUGAUUGAGGCUGCGCCGCACGACGGCGCGUGGGGCGUCGCAGCAAACUCAUCAAACGCUCUGCAGGCGCCGGCGCUCGCUCGCACGUUCGGCCUGUACUCGGUUCAGCAGUCGCCAUUCGAGUUUGAGUCGCGCGAGGGGCGGGUGCACACUCGGCUAUGUUGUGAGGCGAACGCGCUGGGGAAGGCGCUCAUGGUCGCUCGAGCCGCGAUCCUUGCAGGCGUCGAGGCGACGUCGGGCAUGGAGCUGAGGAGCGCCUUUGCCGCUGUUGCGAGGCACCUGCGGCUUCUCGCGCUGCCGUGUGACUGGCGCGCGGCGGAGACGCAUCUGGAGGACUCCUUGUGA
Molecule: messenger RNA, 1191 nt
Organism: Emiliania huxleyi CCMP1516
Lineage: Eukaryota; Haptophyta; Isochrysidales; Noelaerhabdaceae
Exons: 1
Coding region: 1-1191 (396 amino acids)
Source: RefSeq, a predicted model, not a curated record